UGGGAAUGUUACAAUUCAAAUGCGGGCGGGUGGCAGGACGCCCUGCAGUUGCCGUGGCGUUGUUCCCGUGUUUCCCUCAGCGCCGCCGCCAUGGCCUCGCAGAACCGCGACCCAGCCGCCUCCCGAGUCACCGCCGCCCGCAAAGCAGCCGAACCUAGCGGGGGCGCCGCGCGAGGCCCCGUGGGCAAGAGGCUACAGCAGGAACUGAUGAACCUCAUGAUGUCUGGUGACAAAGGAAUUUCUGCUUUCCCAGAGUCAGACAACCUUUUCAAAUGGGUGGGGACCAUCCAUGGAGCCGCAGGCACUGUAUAUGAGGACCUGAGGUAUAAGCUCUCCCUGGAGUUCCCCAGUGGCUACCCCUACAACGCACCCACUGUGAAGUUCCUCACGCCCUGCUACCACCCCAACGUGGACACCCAGGGCAACAUCUGCCUGGACAUCUUGAAAGACAAGUGGUCUGCACUGUAUGAUGUCAGGACUAUCCUGCUCUCCAUCCAGAGCCUUUUAGGAGAACCCAAUAUCGACAGCCCUUUGAACACACAUGCUGCUGAGCUUUGGAAAAAUCCCACAGCCUUUAAGAAGUACCUGCAAGAAACCUACUCAAAGCAGGUCGCCAGUCAAGAACCCUAACCUACACUGUCCAGCCUUUAACCUUGUAUUGUCUUUUUUUUUUCCCUUGGAUGGUGUCUUUUUUUAUUUGUGUCUGUAUAGGACUCUCUUUAACUGUGGUUUGUGUGUGUGUGUGUAGGUGUGUGUAUUCUCUUGUUAAGCCCUUGUGAUAAAUAUAUUAAAUAAAUACAUUUGAGGUGUUUUGUACAA
Erinaceus europaeus (western European hedgehog) is the source of this 819-nucleotide messenger RNA. RefSeq names its product ubiquitin conjugating enzyme E2 C (gene UBE2C). Lineage: Eukaryota; Metazoa; Chordata; Mammalia; Eulipotyphla; Erinaceidae. The transcript is spliced from 6 exons. Bases 91 to 630 code for a protein of 179 amino acids. The record is from RefSeq and is a predicted model, not a curated record.